CCCUACAGGUUCAGGCUGCCCAGUUUGCCAAGCAGACAGGCCAGUGGAUUGGAAUGGUGGAGAACUUCAACCAGGCCCUUAAGGAAAUUGGGGAUGUGGAGAACUGGGCUCGGAGCAUCGAGCUGGACAUGCGUACCAUUGCCACCGCGCUGGAAUACGUCUACAAGGGGCAGCUGCAGUCUGCACCAUCCUAGACUAAAACCCACCCCUCUUACCUCACCCUCCUGGACAGGAGGGAGACUGGGACGCUUAACACUCCUGGUCCACAGCAAGAGUCCACCCACUCCAGACUUUGACCUUAGCAGACGAAAAAGCUACAGCUUCACACAUUGUGUUGCCUGCCGGCUUUGCCCAAAGGCUGCCCUCAGCAGGGCAUCUCAUCCUACCAUGUGGCUGCCUCUGCUUCUGGCUGCCUUGCUGUGGGCAGUGCUGUGGUUGCUCAGAGACCGGCAGAGCCUGCCGGCCAAAGAUGCUUUCAUCUUCAUCACUGGCUGUGACUCGGGCUUUGGGCGCCUUCUGGCACUGCAACUUGACCAGAAGGGCUUCCAAGUCCUGGCCGGCUGCCUGACCCCCUCUGGGGCAGAAGACCUACAGCAGAUGGCCUCCUCCCGUCUCCACACAACCCUACUGGAUAUCACUGAUCCCCAGAAUGUCCAGCAAGUUGCCAAGUGGGUGAAGACACGUGUUGGAGAAACUGGGCUUUUUGGUCUGGUGAAUAAUGCUGGUAUAUCUGGUAUCAUCGGGCCCACACCAUGGCUGACACAGGAUGAUUUCCAGAGAGUGCUGAAUGUAAACACACUGGGCCCUAUUGGGGUCACCCUCGCCCUGCUGCCCCUGCUACAGCAGGCCAGGGGUCGGGUGGUCAACAUCACCAGUGUCUUGGGCCGCAUAGCAGCCAAUGGCGGGGGCUACUGUGUCUCCAAGUUUGGCCUGGAGGCCUUCUCUGACAGCCUGAGGCGGGACAUGGCUCCAUUUGGAGUAAAAGUCUCCAUUGUGGAGCCUGGCUUCUUCCGAACCCCUGUGACCAACCUGGAGAGUCUGGAGAACACCCUGAAGGCUUGUUGGGCCCGGCUACCUCCAGCUACACAGGCCCACUAUGGGGAAGCCUUCCUCACUACUUAUCUUCGAGUGCAGCGCCGCAUCAUGAAUCUGAUCUGUGACCCAGACCUAAGGAAGGUGACCAGUUGCCUGGAGCAUGCCCUGACUGCCCGCCACCCCCGAACACGCUACAGCCCGGGCUGGGACGCCAAGCUGCUCUGGCUGCCGGCCUCCUACCUUCCAGCCAGGGUAGUGGAUGCUGUGCUCACCUGGGUCCUUCCCCGGCCUGCCCAGUCAAUCUACUGAUUCCAGCUUUAGAGCAAGAGGCUGACUUUGAAAGGCAAGGCAUCUAUGUCUGUCUCUACCCGGUGUUCCCUGGUUUCUGACACAAAUUAGGCUCUCAAUAAAUAUGUAUUGCUUUAAAUAAAAAAGAUGUACAGAAAUGAA
Arvicanthis niloticus (Nile rat) is the source of this 1485-nucleotide messenger RNA. The record is from RefSeq and is a predicted model, not a curated record. NCBI's taxonomy places the organism in Eukaryota, Metazoa, Chordata, Mammalia, Rodentia, Muridae.